AUGGACAAGGAAUCUUCUCAGAACUCCCCAACCACCAAGUUUAAAUCAAUUCCUCACGUAAAUAUUACAGAUUUGAUACCCUAUGAUCAGCUUGUUUUUGUAAAGUCCCAUAAAACCUCUCAAACCAAUAAAAAGAGGAGGAGUUUGACUCCCAAGCUUUCAACCAGUACUCAAAAUGAUAUUACAAUACCCACGACAUUAACAUUGGAUGAUACUCUACAGGACAAAUUUCCCCAAAUUUCAGUAAAUCCACUCUUAUUUCGACAGAAAUUUGAACGGAUGCUAUCGCACAUUGAGGAGCUGGACACUUUCGCCUCUACUCUGGAUAUGCAAAACACCAAGAAUGAAUGCUCCAAUCAAGAAAAUCUUGGCCGUUCUAAGAUUAAUAAGCUUAGGGUGUCAGCUUCCCUUAACAGAGUAUUACACAGGAACCUCAGGAUACCUACCAUAACUGAGAUCAUAACAGCUGCAACGAAUUUGAAUAUGAAGGUAUACGAGGAAUCCUCAGGCAAACAUACAGUUAAUGUAGAUUUUGAGGAUAAUCCCUGGUCAGAGUUGAAUCUUUUCAAGUACUUUAGAGACAAUGUUAAGUUGGAUACUUACAAGUUAGUUUCAGGAUCAAUUCGGUACACAUCCCCCUCAAUUUCCAAGAUUGUUCACUCUCACCUUCUCCUCGGUGGACCCAAGUGUGAUUUCUCCCCUCUUAUGUUUCAUAAGAAAGUCACUGAGACUUAUUUUAACAAUGAAAGCGCUGAUACUAACACUGAAAUCGUGGAUGAAAAUGAGAUAAUCAUCACCGUUAGCUUCUACCACAAUGUAAGAGGCCACAAAUACAGAGAAUUUGAUAUCUUGUCUUCACAAACACUCGCGAAUUUGACAGACUCGUUCAAAUGCUCAUCACAAAUCACAUCAAAAGACUUUCAUCUUAAUAUCACAGGCUCCUGUUAUAUGAUAAAUGGUGUGUUAUACCCGGACUUGAGGAAAAGAGCUGUUGAUUACUCUGAAAAUUUGCUAGAAUUCUAUAAAAAUAAUAAGUUGGGGGUUUUAAAAUCGGAUACUCCAAUUGAGCAAAAGGAUGCUAUUCUAAGUAACAUUGAUUUUAAGGUUUACGAUUCGGGCUAUUUUCUUCAUUACGGGGACUGUGAGCACAGAUUCACAGUGUCAAGUUUAAGAGUUUUCGAUAAAACUCGCGACUGUCCUUAUGUCAAGUGUUACCCACUUUGCACAUUUAGUCCGAACCAGCAUAAAGCGACUUGUCAAGUUUGCAAGGCCAGUGAGGCAUCAAAGAUUACAUUCAACUGUAUACUUUUGCCUGAAAAUCCAUCAUACUUAUGUGACGAUUGUCAUGAUAAUUUCAAACAAAUUGAGAUUGGGCACGAUGUUUAUUUUGAUGAAGGGCUAACACCUUCCAUUACCAUAGAGUACAAUGAGGAUUAA
Theileria annulata is the source of this 1437-nucleotide messenger RNA. RefSeq lists its product as uncharacterized. Gene Ontology annotation, biological process: snRNA transcription by RNA polymerase III; snRNA transcription by RNA polymerase II. The coding region runs from base 1 to 1437 and encodes 478 amino acids. Gene Ontology annotation, molecular function: core promoter sequence-specific DNA binding; RNA polymerase II cis-regulatory region sequence-specific DNA binding; bent DNA binding. Lineage: Eukaryota; Apicomplexa; Aconoidasida; Piroplasmida; Theileriidae. The transcript is spliced from 2 exons. Gene Ontology annotation, cellular component: snRNA-activating protein complex. The record is from RefSeq and is a predicted model, not a curated record.